AGUGAAAUAUGGCUCUAAAUAUAAUAGGCUCUACUUCGUGGUUUACAGUCUUGCUGAUUCCGGCUCAGAAAGAAACUAAACAUGGCUCAGGAGGAAUGCAAAAUGAUUAGUGACAAACUGUUAAAGUACAAAGGAACUGUGUUGACUGUGAAUGACAACCAAGACACUACUCCAGAAUAUAUUGACAGUUUACAGGAUUUUGAAACAAGGGAUGACGAUGUCUUUGUUGUUACCUUCCCCAAAUCCGGUACAGUAUGGACUCAACGGAUCAUGACUUUAAUAUACGAGGAGGAUUUCCCGGAGAAAGCCAAACAAAUCACAUAUGAGCAAAUGCCCUGGAUUGAGUAUCGGGAUAAAGGGAAAGAUUUUGACACACGUCCAUCUCCGAGACUCUUUUGUUCACAUUUACUGGAGCCGCUGAUGCCCAGAGCUCUCAAGAGAAAAGGAAAAGUCAUCUACGUCAUGAGGAACCCCAAAGACGUCAUGGUGUCGUAUUUUCAUUUUUCCAACAAAUUGGACAACCUGGAUUCUUCUGAGAGCUACGAUGAGAUGUUAAAGAAAUUCUUUACAGGAUGCAUGGUGGGAGGCUGCUGGUUUGACCAUGUUAAAGGAUGGGUGACAAAUAAAGACAAAUACAACAUCCUGAUCCUGACUUAUGAAGAGAUGAUCAAAGACCUCAGAUCCAUCAUUGUGAAAAUCUGUGAGUUUGUUGGCAAGAAUCUGUCAGACGCAGCCAUCGAUAAAGUGGUGGAAAAGACAACAUUCAACCAAAUGAAAAGAGACCCUGUGGCCAACUAUGAGUCUCUUUCUAUGGCGAUCACAGACCAGCCGAAAGGAGCUUUUUUGCGCAAAGGAACAGUUGGAGACUGGAAGAACUCUUUAACUGUGGCUCAGAGUGAAUGUGUUGAUCGUGUCCUUGAAGACAGAAUGAAAGACUUGCCUCUUAACCUGGUCUGGGACAUCACAGAACUGCGUAGCUGAAAACACAAAUUGUGACUUUUAUUUUGAAAUUAAUAAAGAUAUACAACUUUUUCUUCUUUAAAA
This is a messenger RNA of Danio aesculapii, 1044 nucleotides long. RefSeq names its product amine sulfotransferase-like. The record is from RefSeq and is a predicted model, not a curated record. Gene Ontology annotation, cellular component: cytoplasm. Lineage: Eukaryota; Metazoa; Chordata; Actinopteri; Cypriniformes; Danionidae. The transcript is spliced from 6 exons. Bases 82 to 981 code for a protein of 299 amino acids. Gene Ontology annotation, biological process: sulfation. Gene Ontology annotation, molecular function: sulfotransferase activity.